GGUGGAAGCUGAAGAUAAUUAAUUUCCAGCUAAUGGUUUAGAUUUGUUCUCAAUUUCUAAACCCAAAAUAUUGUUUUACAAAUUUUUCAUCACGUGGAUUGUUCACUUGGAAAUAAAAUGUCAUUAUAUAAUAAACAGUAAGAACAGUACAGUACAGUAGAGUCUUUGAUUACCACUAGGAGGAAGAGAUGGAGGAAAUGAAGCCAUGCGCCGCAAACUCGCCGCCGUUGACGCCGAUAGGUUUUUUAGAGAGAGCCGCCACCGUUUACGGUGACUGUACCUCCAUCGUUUAUGGCAGCAACACCGUUUACACGUGGCGUGAAACAAACCUCCGUUGUCUCCGCGUGGCGUCUUCUCUGUCUUCAAUCGGAAUCGGCAGGUCUGACGUAGUCUCUGUUCUCUCUCCCAAUACUCCGGCUAUGUACGAGCUCCAGUUUGCUGUUCCCAUGUCCGGCGCAAUCCUCAACAACAUCAACACACGCCUCGACGCACGCACCGUCUCUGUUCUUCUCCGUCACUGUGAAUCUAAGCUUCUUUUCGUCGACGUCUUCUCCGUUGAUCUCGCCGUUGAAGCGGUCUCGAUGAUGACGACUGAUCCGCCGAUUCUCGUCGUCAUCGCCGAUAAAGAAGAGGAAGGAGGAGUUGCUGACGUGGCUGAUCUUUCAAAAUUCAGUUACACUUACGAUGAUCUUAUCGAAAGAGGUGAUCCGGGUUUUAAAUGGAUCCGACCCGAAAGCGAAUGGGAUCCGGUUGUGCUUAAUUACACUUCCGGUACGACUUCAGCUCCUAAAGGAGUGGUACACUGCCACAGAGGAAUUUUCGUAAUGUCAGUUGAUUCACUAAUUGAUUGGGCCGUACCGAAAAAUCCGGUUUACUUAUGGACUCUACCGAUAUUUCACUCUAACGGUUGGACCAAUCCAUGGGGAAUCGCCGCCGUCGGAGGAACUAACGUCUGUUUGCGUAAAUUUGACGCGCCGUUAAUCUACCGUCUGAUCCGUGAUCACGGCGUCACACACAUGUGUGGAGCUCCGGUGGUGCUCAACAUGUUAUCCGCGACUCAGGAAUCUCAGCCUCUUAACCAUCCCGUCAACAUCUUAACCGCCGGUUCUCCGCCUCCAGCUACCGUCCUCCUCCGAGCCGAAUCAAUUGGUUUCGUUAUCAGUCACGGUUACGGAUUAACGGAAACCGCCGGUGUAAUCGUCUCGUGCGCGUGGAAGCCAAAAUGGAAUCAUUUACCGGCAAGCGAUCGAGCGAGAUUGAAGGCACGGCAAGGAGUGAGAACCGUCGGGUUUACUGAAAUCGACGUGGUGGAUCCUGAAUCGGGUUUGAGCGUUGAGAGAAAUGGAGAAACUGUCGGAGAAAUUGUGAUGAGAGGAAGCUCGGUCAUGCUCGGUUACUUAAAAGAUCCGGUCGGAACAGAGAAAGCUUUAAAGAACGGGUGGUUUUACACCGGAGAUGUUGGUGUGAUUCAUUCCGAUGGUUAUCUAGAGAUUAAAGAUAGAUCGAAAGAUAUAAUUAUAACGGGAGGUGAGAAUGUGAGUAGUGUUGAGGUUGAAACGGUGUUGUACACGAUUCCGGCGGUGAAUGAAGUGGCGGUGGUGGCUAGACCUGAUGAGUUUUGGGGAGAGACACCGUGUGCGUUUGUGAGUUUGAAAAAUGGGUUUAGUGGGAAACCUACGGAGGAGGAAUUGAUGGAGUAUUGUAGAAAGAAGAUGCCCAAGUAUAUGGUUCCUAAAACGGUGUCGUUUAUGGAUGAGUUGCCUAAGAGUUCGACGGGAAAGGUUACGAAGUUUGUGCUUAGGGACAUUGCAAAGAAGAUGGGUGAUAAGACAAUUUCUUAAACGUCUUUCUUUCACCGUUCCACAAAAUUACGAAUCACAUUGAUUCUAAUUUUAUGGAAUGCAUAUGUUGUACCAAUGGACAAUGGCUUAAUCUAUAUUUGUAAUCCAUCUAUUGUAUACGGGAUGUGUUUCCUUUAUAUGUAACAAAAUGGUUUGGGGUUUAUUUGUUUUCACGCUGUUUGGAAAUUGGAAUAUUCUUAAAAAUAUAUAUUGCCUAUGAGCUUAUGUAAGAUGUUUAAGAAUCUUUUUUAGUGUGUUUCAU
Molecule: messenger RNA, 2103 nt
Organism: Arabidopsis thaliana (thale cress)
Lineage: Eukaryota; Viridiplantae; Streptophyta; Magnoliopsida; Brassicales; Brassicaceae
Product: AMP-dependent synthetase and ligase family protein
Exons: 1
Coding region: 189-1841 (550 amino acids)
Source: RefSeq, marked reviewed